AAGACUUAAAGCAAUAAAAGGCUUUGCUUUAGGCCAUUUGGAAUCAGUUACCAGCGAGACGUUCAACCAGCCAAAUAUGAAAGCCGUUCUAAUCGCUGUCGCCGGUCUGUUGGCCAUAGGUGUCCACGCACAGACAAGUUGCCCCACACCAACCUAUACGGAGGACAUUGUACCCAAAUGCUUGACUGACAAGCGCGUCAAGCUACCAAGCUACGCGGAUCCGUACAGUUACUAUGACUGCUCAACUGGCACUGCCAAAUUGACCAAAUGUGAAACCGGUAUUUUCACCUAUGUGUACCAGCAAUGCACCACAUGCGCCCAGUAUAUCCCAGCCCCUGAUUGUUCCGCCCUUAAAUUGGGCCUUACGUGCACUCCCAUUGCGGAUGGCCCCACAACCGCAACCACCCCUGAAGUGACAGUAAUUACCGAUACAUCGACCGCCGUUACAAAGACCACCAAAUCCACCGCGACUCCAACUGGUUCAACAACACCUUCACCACCUGCUCCACCUUCGGAUUCAACAGCUGCUUCCGGCACAAGCACACCCAUCACCGACGAUGGCACCACCAUAUAUGUUCCCCCACCACCCGGUCCAGCUGAUCCCAAUGUGCCUCAGCCAAGCUCUCCAUCUCCAACGGUCGGCACUUUUCCCACUGGUCCCCCAUAGGCUGAACAAAAUUUACAUUGAAUACAUUGAAUAAAGCAAUGAUUGGCAUGCAUACAU
This is a messenger RNA of Drosophila grimshawi, 724 nucleotides long. Its product is annotated as peritrophin-55. The transcript has 2 exons. Bases 77 to 667 code for a protein of 196 amino acids. Lineage: Eukaryota; Metazoa; Arthropoda; Insecta; Diptera; Drosophilidae. The record is from RefSeq and is a predicted model, not a curated record.